This is a messenger RNA of Pseudovirgaria hyperparasitica, 579 nucleotides long. RefSeq lists its product as uncharacterized. The coding region runs from base 46 to 360 and encodes 104 amino acids. The transcript is spliced from 2 exons. The record is from RefSeq and is a predicted model, not a curated record. Lineage: Eukaryota; Fungi; Ascomycota; Dothideomycetes; Acrospermales; Acrospermaceae.
CCACAACCACAACAAGCACAACAACGUGGAGGUAAAAAAGAGGUCAUGUGGACUUUGUUUUUCCAAACAAAAAAGUAUAUUCGAUUAUCAUCACAUCAUUUGUUGAAAAGGGUAAGAAGAGGCAGGUUUGAGAUUCCUUCCUUCUCUCCGAAACCUGAAUCUUUUCGUCAUCAUCAUCGUCAUCAUCAUCUACCACACUCCCAGCAAGCUCCUCGACGUCCACUACUCGUCUCAUCGACUUUGGCCUCAACGAUGGUAAGGAAAAGACUGGGACUUUCAUCAAAGGCAAAAACUCUUUUUCCCACGGACAUUAUGUCCGGCCGUCCCGGGGACGUAAAGAGCAAAAGGCGAUCUCUCUAAGACCAGGAACCUCGCUCGCGCCUGACCUCAACAAUCGUCGGAUCUUUUUUCUUUUUUAUGUAUUACUGCUGCAUUGGCUGUUGUCAAGUAAUGCCAUUCUACUUCUUUUUUUUUUGUUUUCCUUCUCUAUUAGUUUUUUUUCUUCUCUCUCCCCUGUCUUCCAGGACAUCCAUGGGAUGGGGUGGGGUGGGUGAGUAUACAUACCACAGUGGAGGAGGA